Messenger RNA from Hyaloperonospora brassicae, 558 nucleotides. Lineage: Eukaryota; Oomycota; Peronosporomycetes; Peronosporales; Peronosporaceae. The record is from the annotation of a GenBank genome assembly.
AUGCGCCCGCUCAACAUCGCUGUCUACUUGGUUGCUGCCAUCCACGCCAUGGACGUCGGUCCUCAACUAGCGGCAGCUGUGGUACAACACGAGAGCAUUUCGUCGCGGGCUGCUGCAGUGGAAUCUCAGGUGUCGGGCGCUCAAACUGUGCACCCAUCAGAAUCCCGACUGUUGAGAGGGGAGGCAAGCGCUUCUGAACAAGCAGGCGUUGGUCUAGACGUCGGUCCACUUACCUCAGAGCCGAUGAAAAUCGACCAGGAGGUGGUCAACUUUAUAAAGGGAAGGUUGAAAUUGAAUGGCGACGUCGACAUGGACAGCAUUGCCCGAGCGAAGGCGAAACCUGAAGACUUCGUCACGGCGGUAGGUCUUCCACAAAACGCGCUGAAGGAUCGCUUUGACAGGAUGAAAAAAUUUGAGAAGCUAAUGUUCUUCGUCAAGCUGCUUUUUUCGCGCAAUGUGGAUAAACGGCUUAAACUUCUGCGCAAAUUUGAGGACGCGCACAGAAAGCAGGUAGCUACUUCAAACGGCAUGGGUCGGUCUCCCGGGCCGAUUUUGUAA